Parastagonospora nodorum SN15 is the source of this 2964-nucleotide messenger RNA. RefSeq lists its product as hypothetical. The record is from RefSeq and is a predicted model, not a curated record. Bases 1 to 2964 code for a protein of 987 amino acids. Lineage: Eukaryota; Fungi; Ascomycota; Dothideomycetes; Pleosporales; Phaeosphaeriaceae. Gene Ontology annotation, molecular function: phosphatidylinositol binding. The transcript is spliced from 6 exons.
AUGUCCGUAGAUACCCCACCUUCCAUCAAGCUCAACGGAGCUACAGAGCCCACCACCAUGGCGACCGAAUCCACAGUCCCGCGUGUUGACGAAGCUGUUGCACCGAGCGCUGAGAGACCGACGCCCGCGCGGGCUGACACUACCUACUCCAAGUAUUCCAUGAUGUCGGUGCCACCGGAGGGAUCCAUCUUGACCGGCAAGCAAGAGCACUACCUCAAGCGCGAACUCAUAUCACAGCAGACCAAGUACGAGAUAUCCGAGCUCAACACGCCAACAGCUCUGCAACGCUUUGGCGCGCCUUUUCGUUCAGAUGCGGGGGAAGUUGCGCCUGAGGACUCUGAGCUGCCCCUCCUACGAUACAUCUUCGUACAUCAUGUCCGAAACUUUCCUUUCCUGGACAAAGCCAAGGAGAAGGAGUUUUGGCAAGACAAGCUCCAAGUCAUGGUGAUGACUGACGUUGAGCAGUUCCUCGAGUCCUUCGCGAGCAAAGACAUUUCAUCGUCCGAAGACCGGCUAGAGGAGACGAAGCGACGAAAGCUGGCGCUCAAGGCGCAUAAACUGGUGGAGCUCAUGAUGGUAUCUGGUGUCCCCACUGCAUCUGGUUAUGAGGAAAGGAUACGCUUUGCAGAGAUGGAGAUUGUGGACCGAGGGGCAAAUGAGAGAGGGCUUACGAUGAAUGCGCCCAGCGGGCACUCCAUCAACGGCUGGGACGUCAACAUCUCGGGGGUGCGGACAACGUCAGUGAAGAAGCAUCUGCGAUACCACACACAUGCGGAGUACAUUAUCCGCGUGAAACAGGGAGAUGGCAAAGACUUCUACAUCGGCCGGCGCUACGCAGACUUCGUUCAGCUUCACAAGCGCAUACGUCUAGAGUUACCCGGCAAGGUGCUCCCUCCACUUCCUCGGAAGAACAAGAAGGAUGGUUUGUUGUCGUCUUCAAACGCAGAUGAUGACGACGCAAGCUCAAUCUCAUCAGCUUCCACUCAAGGGCCGCCACCAUCAGAACCCCAAGAGAGCAGCAGUGGAGGAGGUCUACGAAGCUACUUGUUUGGUGGAAGUCACAAGAGGAACGCCUCACAGUCUUCACUAGGAGGGAAAUCAAGAUCUCCACGAGCAUCUGGAGAGCACUCGCCUUUCAAGCAGGCACGUAAGCUGUAUAGAGAGGAGCAGCGUGUGUCGCUUCGCGCCUUUCUGCGCAACUUCCUUCACAAUGAACGCAUCGCGCAAUCGAACGCCAUGGCGGAAUUCCUUACCCACGACCCAAUAGAGGUGAAUGAGGAAGAAAUGGAAGAUAUUGCACGAAGAGAAGAAAUGGAUGCCAAGCGGAUACAAGAGCAAAAGCAGUUCUACGAAGUUGCAAGGCAACGGGCUGCAGAGCUUGACAUACACAUGGAGAAGUUCAGACGCGAAAUUGUCGAAGCCAACGGUCUCACCAAUCUCUUCGCAGAAGUCAAGGCCAAGAACACCAUCCGGGAACUCAAGCCUGAAUACCAAAAGUUUGCGGAAUGGUUACGCAUAGAAAUUGCUGCCACAAUAUACCACCUCUUCCUUGCAGAGGAUAAUUCCCCUGAGCUCUUCGCGCAAUUGAAGCGAAUACACUCGCUUGUACCGUAUGGUGUGCUCAAAAACGUCAUCAGGAUAGCCAACCCAGCGGCUGUCAUGAGUGGAGUACUGGAUCUCUUCCUUGCACAGCCAUUCGGAGCGCGGUCACUGCUGCAACGAAUCUUUGGCAUGGCUAUUCAUGACGGCGUCAACUCGGUACAAAAAUCUAUCGACACCCUGUCUUCUACCAAGAUCAAGGAUGAUGUUCUUUGCGCGAAGAUCAAGGCUUACGUGCAGGCGGACGAGCAGGUCAAGGACGUCAUACGACAGGAGGCAGCAAAGGAGGACGUUGACGUCGUUAUCACGAUCCUCCGAUCUGACUUCUUUGAGCCUGAGCUGAGUUCGCAGCAAGUGGAGAAGGUCUUUAAUGCCUACGUCGCGUGGAAUAACGCGGUAGAAAACACAAGGCCUGGCCGAUUGAGCCGAAUGACCAGCAGUCGUAGCAACCUAACAACGGGUGCAGUUGGCAACGCUCCAGUUGAUAAAGAGUUCAAACAAGGCGCUGAACUGUUCGCACAUCUGAAGCAAUACCUCAAGCUGUGUCUCCGACAGAGAGACAAGAUGAUGAUGCUUCAAAUCAUCGAAGAGCUCUUCCGUGAUUUAUUCACAAUCUUCUACGAGCCACUCGUCCGCGUGUACAAGUCGGCAAACGUGUACAACAGUAUAACUGACUUUGCGAUGUUCGUUGAUGACACCAUUAAGACUAUCGAAGCCUGUCAGCGUCAAGAGAUUUCCGCAGACCCCAACCAGACAGUGCAAGCAUUCAUCGAUCUGUGCGCGCGACACGAAGAUAAUUUCUACAAGUUCGUUCACGAAGUGCACCUCCACGACAAUGGGCUUUUCGACCAACUCAUGGGCUGGCUUGAAGGUAUCCUCGAAUUCUUGAGACAUGGCCCCACUAGCGGUGGCAAGCUUGACAUGAAUGCGCUGGUUCAGGGUGCGAUGGAUUCUGGUGUGAUUGACAAGAACAAGGCCACCAGGGAGAUCAACAGUCUCAUCAAGUGGCAGACAGCGAGGAAAAAGUGGCACUCGGACAAGACAAGGCAGAAGAUGGCCAGUGGAGGCGACGAACCCGAUGGCUUGUUGGGCGGCGGCAUGGCUGGAUUCAAGUCUAGUGACUUUGGACUGAACGAGCUUGACCUUGCCGAUCUCGAGCUCGACGAUGAUGCUACAGAUUCCGAGCCUGAGGAAGACGACGACGAAGACAUUGCAGACCCUAUAGAGGCCGAGCGCAAGAAGCGCGCAGCAACAGCCGAGAAGCUCAGGCGAAAGGCUGGAGAGCCGAAGAAGCCGCAGAUCGAGGAGUUGUACAAGCUUAGCCCGAGCUUCGUUAGCAUGCUGAGAGGUGUUCUUGCUCGAUAG